AUGAUUCCUCGGGCGGAAGCGGCGUGGCGGCAGAAGACGCAAUCCCCUGCCAAGAGCUCCCCCAUCUCGGCUUUUACCGAUAAGCACGAUAAGCACGAUAAGCCGCUCAUCGUGCCUUGCCACUAUAAUAAGACUCUCCCCAGCCGCCCCCUCACCCCCUCACACAAAACCUCCCACCAUGCGUCGCCCCUCAUAACACCCACCUACAUGUCUGGACUUGCCCUCAAAGCCGGCCUCCGUGCCGCAGCACCCCUGCGCCGCCCCCCGCCUCUCCUCCGGCGCCAGCAAGCGCCAAAACGAACCACCACUACGAACGCGAACGCACCGAAGACCGCCGCACCUGGCAGCACAACCACGACGCCCUCGCCCAGCACGACUAUCCCGAUGGCGGGCUCUAUACCUCCUCUUCCGCUGUGGCAGCGCUUGGGGCCGCUCACGACGGCACUAUCCCUUUUCAGUCGGGCGCAAAGGGCGCGGCCAUGGACGACGCAGUUUGUGAGCACACUGAUUGUGUAUUUCCUGGGUGAUUUGAGUGCGCAGCUGAUUAGGGGGGGAGAGUAUGAGGCGGAGAGGGCGGGGAGGGCGUUGGUUAUUGGGGCGGGGGCGGCGAUUCCGGGUUAUACUUGGUUCGUCUACCUCGGCAACUCCUUCAACUACACCUCCCCCACCCUCUCCCUCCUCACCAAAGUCAUCGUCAACCAACUCGCCUUCACCCCCGUCUUCAACACCUACUUCUUCGGCAUGCAAUCUCUCCUCUCGCACCCCCCCUCUCUCUCCAGCCUCGAACAUGCCGUCGAGCACGUCAAGCGGACCGUGCCGACCAGCUUCGUGAAUAGCUGUAAACUUUGGCCGCUUGUUACGGCUUUUAGUUUUACGUUCUUGCCGCCGGAUUUUAGGAAUGUGUUUGGGGGGGUGGUGGCGAUUGGGUGGCAGGCGUAUUUGAGUUUUUUGAAUCGGAAGGUGGAGGGGGGGGUGGAGAGGGAGGAGAGGGAGGAGGAGAGGAGGGUUUUGGAGGCGGAGAGGGAGGAGGGGAAGGGGAGUACGGCGUGAGCGAGGGGAUAGAGGUUGAUUGAACAUACGAUGCUUGUGGGAAAAUAGCAGCAUUUGGGGUAUACAUAUAAUGUUAUACGGCGUUAUAGUGGGGUUCAGGCGUCACGGGUGGAUGCACGACACAUCCAUCCAGGUUUUGCUAGUGGAUAUAGAUCGCACUGGUUACCCCUUUUUGGCGGUUUAGAUUUUUGGGGGUUAGAAUUGAUGGCAGCGUAUAGACUUGAGUCUGGCAAAGAAUAUUGAAGACUGCUGCUGAAGUGAGAAUUCU
Molecule: messenger RNA, 1318 nt
Organism: Pseudogymnoascus destructans
Lineage: Eukaryota; Fungi; Ascomycota; Leotiomycetes; Thelebolales; Thelebolaceae
Exons: 2
Coding region: 1-1050 (349 amino acids)
Cellular component (GO): mitochondrion; membrane; cytoplasm
Source: RefSeq, a predicted model, not a curated record